AUGGAGGCCCUGCUGAAUAGUCAAUGUGCCGCGCAGAGCGUCGGCCCCGCGAACCAACUGUUUGCGCUGCUCGUGCAGACCAUUGUCGCGGCCCAGUGUACGAUUUCGCCCCCGGACAUGUGGCCCAAGGACUACGGACCGACGGCCAUGGCGCGCGGGCUCGAGGAGUAUGAUUUCGUGAUCGUCGGUGCGGGCUCGGCCGGGUCCGUGGUGGCCAACCGGCUGUCGGAGAAUCCGGAGUGGAAGGUCCUGCUGCUCGAGGCCGGUGGCGAUCCACCGAUCGAGUCCGAGAUCGCGUCACUGAUGGGCACGCUGCAGCACAGUGCCGUCGACUGGGCCUAUCACGCGCAGCGUUCGGUGAAGGCAAGUCUUGGCACGAAACGGGGCACGUUCUGGCCACGCGGCCGUACCCUGGGAGGCUCGGGUGCCAUCAAUGCGAUGGCGUACCUUCGGGGCAACCGCCGAGACUACGAUCGCUGGCAGGCGCUCGGCAACGAUGGCUGGGGUUGGAGCGAUGUGUUGGAGCAGUUUAAAAAGUCUGAAAAUAUGAACGUUCCCGAGCUGCUGCGUGGAGGGCCGGGGGCCGAUGAGUAUCACCGAACCGGUGGCUACCUGAACGUCGAGCAGCUGGACGACGCUGAUCCGGUGUUUAAGAUCCUGGCCGCGGCUGCCGGCGAGCUGGGCUACGAAUGGCUUCCGGAUUUCAACCGCGACCGGCACAUCGGCUACGGCCGAAGCCAGUACACGGUGAUCGGCGGGACCCGGUGUAGUCCGGCCAAAGCAUUCCUCAGCCCAAUCCGAGAGCGGGCCAAUCUGCACGUGAUCAAGCACACGAUGGCACUGAAGCUUGAACUCAACGGCCAGAACGUGGCGACCGGAGUCCGGUUUCAAAUCGAAGGCUACCAACCGAUGAGCAUUCGGGCCCGGAAGGAAGUGAUCGUUGCGGCGGGCUCAAUCAACACACCCCAGUUGCUGAUGCUGUCGGGGAUUGGACGGAAGCCGGAGUUGCAGCGAUUCGGGAUCACGCCACGGGUCGAGCUGAAUGUGGGAGGCAACCUGCAGGAUCAUGUGGCCAUUCCUUUGUUCUAUCAAUUCCACGCGCUGCCGGGCGAACCGGCGGACGAGCCACUGGCGCUGGUGGACAGUCUGUACGAGUUCACGGUGAGGAAUCGUAGCGCUGGGGUCCGCUUCUACCGGGACAUCGGUUUGAUGGCGUUCUACAACACGCUAAACGCCAGUGACCCGUGGCCGGAUGUGCAGAUCAUGAACAUCGUCAUCCCGCCGGGAGACGCCUACGGGAAGCUGGUGGUGGCGAACUUUGAGUACACCAAGCCGAUCGCCGAUUCGAUCCGGCAGGCGAUCGAGCAGACGACGGUCCUCCACUCGCACAUCAUUGUGCUGAAUCCGAAAUCUCGUGGCCACAUCCGUUUGGCGGGUGCCGACCCCUUCGCGCAGCCGGUGAUUGAAGCGAACUACCUCGACCACGUGGACGAUCUGCGAACGCUGGUGCGGGGGAUUCGGAAGCAGCAGGAACUGCUCAAGACGGCUGCCUUCAGGGCGGCCGAGGUUGAACUGGUUGCGGUCAACAUUCCGGGAUGCGAUCACUUGCCGUACGACAGUGACGGGUACUGGGAGUGUUACGUGCGGUAUAUGACCUUCACCACGUACCAUCCGGUCGGGACGGCUAAAAUGGGUCCGGAUGGUGACGUGGACGCGGUGGUCGAUUCGCGGCUCCGGGUCAGGGGUGUCGGAAGGCUGAGAGUGAUCGAUGCCAGCAUCAUGCCACUGCUGGUCAGUGGCAACACGAACGCACCGACCAUGAUGAUCGCCGAAAUGGGGUCCGACUUCAUCAAGCAGGAGUACGCCUAG
Molecule: messenger RNA, 1869 nt
Organism: Anopheles cruzii
Lineage: Eukaryota; Metazoa; Arthropoda; Insecta; Diptera; Culicidae
Product: 4-pyridoxate dehydrogenase-like
Exons: 2
Coding region: 1-1869 (622 amino acids)
Molecular function (GO): flavin adenine dinucleotide binding; ecdysone oxidase activity
Source: RefSeq, a predicted model, not a curated record